Messenger RNA from Gloeophyllum trabeum ATCC 11539, 1845 nucleotides. RefSeq lists its product as uncharacterized. The transcript is spliced from 10 exons. Bases 106 to 1845 code for a protein of 579 amino acids. Gene Ontology annotation, cellular component: membrane. Lineage: Eukaryota; Fungi; Basidiomycota; Agaricomycetes; Gloeophyllales; Gloeophyllaceae. Gene Ontology annotation, molecular function: amino acid transmembrane transporter activity. The record is from RefSeq and is a predicted model, not a curated record. Gene Ontology annotation, biological process: amino acid transmembrane transport.
UAUACACCAAGACUGGAGCAUGCAGUUUAUAUCCUUCAUGAGCUCGAGCGGUGUGGACGAGCAAGGGCUCUCUUACGGCGACGCUUCUUAGCUUCCUAGUCGGGAAUGUCGGUCAGCGUCCACUCGAAGUUCACCAAGGAUCCCGACGACUCCAGCAGGGAUGCUGAAGAUGCGCUGGACUCUGAGCGCGAAGAGCAGCAUAUCGCAGUGGGAGCUCUGCCCACUCCUCCCGUAGACAGGAUUGGGCAUCUGCACAGAGGACUGUCUGCGAGACAAGUCCAGAUGAUCGCAAUUGCAGGGACUAUUGGUACGGGACUCUUCCUGGGGACGGGUAAAUCGCUGGCACAGGGCGGCCCAGCCAGUAUGCUCAUCUGCUAUGCAAUCGUCGGCUUUAUCGUGUAUGUGACCCUGCUCUUGCUCGGUGAGAUGGCUACUCAGUAUCCCGUUGCUGGUUCAUUCACCGCCUAUUCUACCCGCUUCUUCUCCCCUUCCUAUGGAUUCGCGCUAUCCUGGAAUUACUGGUUCAACGAUGCCGUGUCUGUGGCGUCUGAUCUCACCGCCGCGCAACUCGUCCUCCAAUUCUGGAACGUAAAUAACUCCUGGAUUGUCAGUCUUGUCUUCUGGGUCUUCCUGGUGGGCGUGAACGCUACCCAAGUGAAAGCAUACGGGGAACUCGAAUACUGGCUAUCGUCGCUCAAGGUCGCGACCAUAGUCGUUUUUAUAAUAUUGGGCAUCGUCGUCAACGCCGGCGGGAACACCUCGCACGAAUAUAUUGGGGGCAAGUAUUGGCACAUACCGGGUGCUCCUUUCGUCGGAGGGUUCGGGGGCUUUGCAAGAGUAUUUGUUACCGCUAGUUUUGCCUAUGGCGGAACAGAGAGUCUCGGUGUCACUGCGGGCGAAACGAAGAAUCCCUCACGUAACAUGCCUCGAGUCGUGAAGUUUGUUUUCUGGAGAAUACUAUUAUUCUAUAUCCUGAGUAUCUUGCUGAUAGGUCUGAAUGUACCUUGGGACUAUCCUGGCUUGUCUAACAAGAGCACAACAACGUCCCCUUUCACCAUUGUAUUCAAGGAAGCUGGCUCGACUGUAGCUGCGUCGUUUAUGAACACGGUCAUUUUGACCUCAGUACUCUCGGCCGGCAAUCACGCCCUCUUCGCUGGGACCAGGAUUAUGUACGGAUUAUCAGCGUCUGCCCAAGCACCGCGGUUCCUCUCUCGGACGACGAGGCAGGGCGUCCCGUUGUUCGCUUUGCUGGUCACGAGUAGCAUCAGCAUCCUCUGCUUCGGGAGUAGCUUUGUUGGCAGCGGACAGCUGUGGAGCUGGCUGCAGAACAUCGUCGGUGUGUCAAACCAAAUCGCGUGGUUAUCCAUUGGACUGGCUAGUUGGCGGUUCAGGACAGCCUGGAAGAGACAGGGGAGACCACUGGAGGAGAUGAAAUACCGUGCAAGCUGGACCUGGCCAUGGGGCCCAUACUUCGUGGUUGUCACCGUAUCCGUCCUGAUCCUAGUUCAAGGCUGGUCAUCUAUUUUCCCCGAGUUCACGGCUGUCGACUUCGUUUCCUUCUACAUUGAGCUACCCAUUAUGCUGGCCAUGAGCCUCGCAUGGUUGCUGUUCAAGGGACGACGAGUUCCUCAGCUCAAUGAGUCGACAGUCGCACUCACUGGGGAACAGUCGGAUAGUAAGGGCAGAAUCGGUAGAUUUUUCGACAUUGUGGACACGGAAACGGUGAAUCUGAGGAUCGACGAAUAUAAGGAGGAUCCCAAGGAUCUAGCGGAUGAGUCCAUACGGGCGAAACGCCUCUCCGGAUCGGCUGGCUGGCUAUGGAGAAUAUACUAUUUAAUCGCAUAG